CAAGAGUCCUUGUUAGAGAGAAAAUUGAAACGUGAUCUCGAGGAGGAGGAGAAGAAUCAAAAUCAAUUAUUUGUUUGUCUCUCUUUAGAUUUGCAAUUCUGGCGAACCGUUGGUGGACCGGGCAGGUGCCGCUGGCCGGCGUAGAACCGGCAUCGGGCUUUCCAGUUAGCUUGAAAAAACGUGAACGAGAUAUGUCCUCCAACGAAAACGGUGGCGGAAGCAGCGGUGGAGGAGCUGAUGACGAAGAAGAGCGAGAGAACGGCGAACCUACAGAAGGAGCAGUCGAGGUCGGAACCCGUCGUCCUCGAGGCCGACCACCCGGUUCCAAGAACAAGCCAAAACCCCCGAUCUUUGUGACCCGGGAUAGCCCUAACGCUCUCCGAAGCCAUGUCAUGGAGGUUGCAGGCGGCGCAGACGUAGCAGAAAGCGUAGCUCAGUUUGCCAGGAGACGUCAGCGAGGAGUCUGUGUACUCAGUGGAAGCGGAGCUGUAGCGAACGUUACAUUGCGGCAGCCAGCGGCACCUGGUGCAGUGGUGGCACUUCACGGAAGGUUCGAGAUAUUGUCACUGACUGGGGCGUUUCUACCAGGACCGGCACCGCCAGGUUCAACCGGUCUGACGGUUUACUUGGCCGGCGGUCAGGGUCAGGUAGUAGGGGGAAGCGUGGUUGGAACGCUUGUUGCAGCGGGUCCGGUUAUGGUGAUUGCAGCCACGUUUUCGAAUGCGACGUACGAGCGGUUGCCGUUGGAAGAUGAUGAUGAUACUGGUAGUGCAGGGCAAGGUCAGGUCCAGGGCGGUGCCGGAAACUCGCCACCACAACUUGGAAGUAGUGUCGGACAACAACAGUCGGGUCUUCCCGACCCAUCAUCGAUGCCCGUUUUCAAUCUUCCCCCUAAUCUUCUUCCUAAUGGUGGGCAACUAAGCCAUGAUGCUUAUGCUUGGACACAUAAUCGUCCAACCUAUUGAUGGAAGAAACGUCGAUCAUCAAGAACACAUAAAACACAC
Telopea speciosissima is the source of this 1004-nucleotide messenger RNA. Its product is annotated as AT-hook motif nuclear-localized protein 20-like. Gene Ontology annotation, molecular function: minor groove of adenine-thymine-rich DNA binding; DNA-binding transcription factor activity. Gene Ontology annotation, cellular component: nucleus. The record is from RefSeq and is a predicted model, not a curated record. Lineage: Eukaryota; Viridiplantae; Streptophyta; Magnoliopsida; Proteales; Proteaceae. The transcript has a single exon. Bases 192 to 965 code for a protein of 257 amino acids.